Molecule: messenger RNA, 946 nt
Organism: Pomacea canaliculata
Lineage: Eukaryota; Metazoa; Mollusca; Gastropoda; Architaenioglossa; Ampullariidae
Product: phylloquinone omega-hydroxylase CYP4F2-like
Exons: 5
Coding region: 91-408 (105 amino acids)
Molecular function (GO): monooxygenase activity; oxidoreductase activity, acting on paired donors, with incorporation or reduction of molecular oxygen; iron ion binding
Source: RefSeq, a predicted model, not a curated record
AACGUCUGCUCCUUCUCAGCCAGCACGAUCCCCAAUACACUGCCAGAGAAGACAGGCCAUGAUACAACGGCUAGUGCAAUUUCAUGGAAAAUGUAUUCUUUGGCUCAACAUCCUGAUAUACAGGCUACUUGUCAUGAAGAGAUUGAUGAGCUGCUCAGAUUUCGAGAAACAGAUGAUAUUCUCUGGGAAGAUUUGUCUCAUCUCCCAUACCUCUCCAUGUGCAUCAAAGAGGCUCUCCGCCUUCACUCCCCUGUCCCCUUCAUUCAGCGACAGCUUACUCAAGACACAGAUCUUGAUGGCUUUCUUGCUCCAAAGGGAAUGCUUGUCAACAUCUUCCUUUACAACAUCCAUCACAACCCCACAGUCUGGGAGGACAGUUUGGAAUUUUCGCCCAGAGAGAUUCACUGAAGAGAAUAUCAAUGCCCACAGUCCUUAUGCUUUUAUUCCUUUUUCAGCUGGGCCAAGACUAACAAGCUGAUUGCCUAACUUCAUCUAUGUGCUGUGUUAUCCAGUGAUGUACUCUCGACCUGUACAGAGAAACUUGGCCAGUCUCUGAUAAUGACUGCUAUAAGUAAAGAUUCUUAUUUCUUAGUAUUAUUUCUUAGUAUUAUUCCACUUUCAUAGCUGGUGCUUCAAUGCGAAUAUUGUGUAAUAUUACUAAGUUAAUAUAUAUUGCCGGUCAUAAAAAAAUUAAGACCAAUUUAGUUCCUUCAACUAUUUGUUCUUAUUAGGAUUACUCGUGAUUUCUAGCUGUAAAGGUUCUGGACCCUGUUUGUUGAUAACUUAAGUGAGUUGAGUUGUUGGUGAUAACUUUUGAGAACUACCUUAAUUAAUUCAUCCUGCAGAUUUUAUGUAUAUAUAUAUAUCCUUUUUAACUCCUCUUUUCUCUGUUUUACUUUUUUGGAAGAAGUGAAGAACUGAAAAUAUAUAAUAAUGACUCACCCUU